Hydractinia symbiolongicarpus is the source of this 937-nucleotide messenger RNA. RefSeq names its product protein FAM166B-like. NCBI's taxonomy places the organism in Eukaryota, Metazoa, Cnidaria, Hydrozoa, Anthoathecata, Hydractiniidae. The transcript is spliced from 7 exons. The coding region runs from base 1 to 897 and encodes 298 amino acids. The record is from RefSeq and is a predicted model, not a curated record.
AUGGGGUGCAAAAUGAUGCGUUUGGAUGAAAGCUCGCUUGAAACUGCUGAACCUUACCAUAUACCAGGGGAAACUCUUUCUUUGACUAUUUUUAGAUAUUGCGGUUAUUGCCCCCAAUUUAAAUACAAAAUCAAAGAAACCUUUGGUAAAACCACGCACAAACUUUUGACAGCCCCCGGUAUAUCAAGAUCUGAACGCCCUGUCCUUGCUCCCCUCGAACAUGCAAGAGCAGAAACAAAGUGUAAUAUCGAAAAACAAAAUCAGUUAUCACUUUCAAGAGGGAAAAAUCUUGGCGAUCAGAAGUAUGGAACUUUAAUGGUACCUGGAUAUACAGGUUAUAUUCCGAAGGGACAACAUCACUUUGGCGAUCGAUAUGCAGUUUUCAGCAGUAACGCUAUUUCACAGAUGGAAGAAGACCAGCAAAAAUACAAUCAACAGCAACAAAGACUAAGAAAUAUAAUUCAAACGCAGCAAAGUAGAAAGCAACUGAAACCUGUGAUGGAAAAAACAAGGAUGUAUUUCCCAAAAGGAAUUCAACAUUCUUUGUCGCCGUACACAUUUCCAAAUGACGACCCGCGAAAAUACAUGAUGUCUGGCUAUACCGGUUUCGUUCCUCGAUCUAGAGGAAUUAUUGGUAUGGGAUAUCCUAAUGUCACCAAUCAAGCUUUGUGUGAUUUUACAAAUGUUUUUGCAGAAGCUAAGGUUGUCUCCAAGGCACCCAUUGUAUUGAAACGUCCCGAAAGUGUUUACAUCGACACCAAACCGAUUUAUUAUAAGGACUCUGGUAUGGUGCCGCAUUACACCGGACAUGUUCCAGGUGAGAAAUUCCGGUAUGGACGGACAUUUGGUCACAGCACAACAAAUGCAGUUCCGAAGAAUGUUAGCUGUUCCCACUAAGAUAAUUUUCAUUUGACUUGAAAAUAUUUUUCUUCUUAAA